ACUCGUUAUCAUAGCAAAAGCAUCGACAUUUUUAUUUAUUCCGAACCUGUAAGUCAUGGUGUUUACGGCUGAGACAUUUUAGUUGUUGUUGGGAUGUUACAUGGCAAUAAAUCGUAAUAGUAAUAAUAAUACAAUUCUGAUAUUUAUAACAGCGUACGACAUUUGAACGGUUAAACAACAUCAUUGUUGUAUUACUUCAGUAAAAAAGAUUUAAAGUAAUCCAUCGUUUAAGAUGGAAGGCAAAAAAAAAUUGGCUCUACUUAUUGUAAACCAUUUGAAAACCCAACUAUCUAAUGGUAGCUUCAGUGAUGAAUCAAUGGAAAGUAUGGAAGUAGCAGUUCAGUGCAUUGAGUCAGCAUAUAAUUUACAUCCAACAGAAUCUGAUGAAAUUGACGUUAAGUUGGAAAGCAUUGUGAAAGAAUAUUAUCAAGUUAGAGAACCAGCGAUAAACGAAAAAUCAGAAAUAAGUCAAUUUAAUAAAGAACAAGCUGAACACCAUAAGAAAUUGGGGAAUGAUUAUAUGAAAAUGCAACAUAAUGACAAGGCUAUUGAAUCUUACACAAUAGCGAUCAAAUUAAAUCCACUCAAUCCAAUUUAUUAUUGCAACAGAGCUGCUGCCUUUAAUGCUAUCGGCGACUACAAUAGUGCUAUUAAGGAUUGCCAGAAGGCUAUUGAACUUGACUCUACAUAUUGCAAGGCAUAUUGUCGUUUGGGAUUAGCUUUUUCUUACCUGAAAGAUUAUAAGAAAGCAGUGUCGUGUUACAAAAAAGCAUGUGAGUUAGAUCCUGAAAACCAGGGUUAUCAACGGAACUAUCAGCUUACUUUGAAUAACUUGCUUACUAAUCCUGGACCACCACCAUCAACACCACCAUCACAAUCACCGAAUGACCCUAUCACAGCAACUCCAAAUAUUAUGGAAACCGCUGCACGUAUUAUGAAUGAUAAUCCAGAAGUUUCAACAGUGAUAAGCAACAUUUUGGGAGAUGUAACUAAUUCUGGAAGUGAUGGAUUAGAUAGACUGAUGCAAGUUGGACAAACUAUAGUUACUCGUCUGCAAACAGCCAAUCCCAAUCUGUUAGAUGGAUUACGAAUGCAAUUUCAGAAUGCUCAAAAUGAAGGACAACCGCCACCGCACAAUGGAUAUCAUGAUGAUGAACCUCAAUCUUAAUCUAACAAAAUAUAAGCUUUAAUAACAAAUAUUUUCCUAUUCAUAAACAUUCAUACAAUUACCUUUUUAAAAAUUAAAUUAAUUAUCGGUGUUGUUAAUAAUAUUUAGUCAGUUAGAAGUUGCCAAGUAUAAGUGCGGUUGGUGAACCAGGAGGCAACAUUUGUUGUGGGGAUAUUUAAAAACGAAAGUAAUCCAUUCUCGUACUACCACAUUUUUUUUAAUCUUAUACCUUUUAAUUAUUUUGAUAUUUACCAGUCUUCUUUAUUUUACAAUAAGGUCAUUCUAUAUAUUUAAUAUCCAUUCACUUUUGGUGUGUGAUCACUGAUCAUUUCCUAAAAAUACCAAUGAAGAUGGAGUCACCAACCAUGCAUACGUUUGGCAACAAUAAUAGUUCUUUGAAGUAUAGUAUAAACUAUAAAUUCUAUAAUAUUGGCCAUGGUUUUCAUUGCAAAUGAAAUCUAAGUAUAAUUAAAAUUAUGUUUGCAUACUCUUUUUGAAUACAUAUUACAAUAUAUUAUAA
Acyrthosiphon pisum (pea aphid) is the source of this 1688-nucleotide messenger RNA. Its product is annotated as small glutamine-rich tetratricopeptide repeat-containing protein alpha. The record is from RefSeq and is a predicted model, not a curated record. Gene Ontology annotation, biological process: post-translational protein targeting to endoplasmic reticulum membrane. The transcript is spliced from 7 exons. Gene Ontology annotation, cellular component: membrane; TRC complex. Gene Ontology annotation, molecular function: molecular adaptor activity; protein binding. The coding region runs from base 233 to 1168 and encodes 311 amino acids. NCBI's taxonomy places the organism in Eukaryota, Metazoa, Arthropoda, Insecta, Hemiptera, Aphididae.